Octopus sinensis (East Asian common octopus) is the source of this 2704-nucleotide messenger RNA. RefSeq names its product LIM domain-binding protein 2. Gene Ontology annotation, biological process: negative regulation of transcription by RNA polymerase II; positive regulation of transcription by RNA polymerase II; nervous system development. The transcript has 13 exons. Gene Ontology annotation, molecular function: LIM domain binding. Gene Ontology annotation, cellular component: nucleus; transcription regulator complex. Bases 462 to 1892 code for a protein of 476 amino acids. NCBI's taxonomy places the organism in Eukaryota, Metazoa, Mollusca, Cephalopoda, Octopoda, Octopodidae. The record is from RefSeq and is a predicted model, not a curated record.
UCCUGUUCUCUCUCUCUCUCUCUCUCUCGUUCUCAGUCUUACACUUUCUCUUUGCCCCUCCCCUCCUUUCGUGGUUCACUCGGUCGCUGUUGGUGUUUGCCACUGCAAUCCCGGCAUGCUCGGCUCAUGUAUGUGUGUAUGUUGUACCAUGUCGUAGCCUCUGUCGCCGUCGUCGCUGCCGACAUCACUCCCAUGUUGUUGAAGUGCCACUCACCAAGCGGCUUGACGGACGGCACACCGACUUCAACACCAUUAAAAAAACACACAUAUAACGUAUUCAUUGAACAGACAAACAGACCUUAAACGCUCAUCAAGAAAUUAUAACACAAAUGCUUUUUUAAACGGAUUUUUUCAAUCAUCGUUUCACUGCGCCUUUUUUUCCCCUUUGGGAGGAACUCGUUUCCUCCGAUUUUGUACUUUUCUUUCUUGGUGAAGAUCUAUCCUUUAUCUUGCCUCAUGAAAUGCAGUCCUCACAAUCAAGACAUGUCGAAGGAUGCAGUAUUUCAGAUGUGUCCAACCCAUACCAGCACAACUCCGAUAAACCGUGUUGUUUUGAGAAAUCUGUAAAACUGAAGUUGGAGGGCGUAAACUUCGCACCAAACGGCAUGCCUGUGCAACCCAUACCAGCUCCCUUGGACAGGGAGCAUGGGAUUGCAUUUGGUUCAAGUAACAGGAAAAUCCUUCCAGAUAGGCGACAUACGCCGUACAACAACAUGGGUCAACCGGAAUAUCGGAUAUACGACUUAAACAAAAGACUGCAGCAACGGACAGAGGAAAGUGAUAAUCUUUGGUGGGAUGCCUUUGCAACAGAAUUCUUUGAAGAUGAUGCAACAUUAACUUUAACAUUCUGUUUAGAAGAUGGUCUAAAACGAUACACAAUUGGACGGACUUUAAUACCUCGCUAUUUUCGCAGUAUAUUUGAAGGUGGCAUAACAGAUCUCUACUACUUACUAAAACAUCCCAAAGAAUCAUUCCAUAAUACAACCAUUUCACUAGACUGUGACCAGGCUAUGAUGAUCACCCAUCAUGGCAAACCCAUGUUUACUAAGGUAGUCACUGAAGGAAGAUUGAUUUUAGAAUUUACAUUUGAUGACCUCAUGAGAAUUCGAUCAUGGCAUUUUGCUACCAGACAACAUCGAGAAUUAAUUCCAAGAAGUGUAAUAGCAAUGCAGCAAGAUCCUGCUAUGGUUGAACAAUUAAGUAAAAAUAUUACUAGACAGGGUCUGACAAAUUAUACACUUAACUUUUUACGGCUGUGUGUGAUUCUUGAACCAAUGCAGGAGUUGAUGUCCCGUCACAAAGCCUACGGACUGAAUCCACGCGACUGCCUGAAGACGACACUGUUCCAGAAGUGGCAGAGGAUGGUGGCGCCCCCAGGUAAAGGCAAGAUACCAACUUUUGUUUCUUUUCACCACAACCAUCAUCAUAAUUUACUGGAACGUAUUUCACCCUUUGGAAAUUCACCAAGACUUGAUACCUCACCUUCGAAAAGAAAAGUUACAGAUACGGCAAGACCUCCGAGUAAAAGACGAAAACGGAAGUCCUCGGCUGGAAAUAAUUCGACGUCGGGAAACGUAAACUCCCGGGAUGCAGUGCCACCAUCAGGAAAACAGAAGAGAUCACCGGGUCCGCAAGGAUUUAACAUUGCAUCAACAGCACCGGGGGAUGUUAUGGUUGUCGGUGAACCAACCCUGAUGGGUGGGGAGUUUGGGGAUGAAGAUGAACGUCUCAUCACUCGUUUAGAGAACACUCAAUAUGAACCAAAUGGUACAGAGGAAGAGCAAGAGUCCAAAUUUCAGACUUCUCCAGCGCCAUUGCAGCAGAGCCCAUGGGCUCAGGAUAAAAAGCCUCCUCCAAACCCUGCCAAUCAAACAGAGGAGAAGACUGACUAACAUCAGACAGACAGACACACACACACAUACAGACAAACGAGAUAAUAGACAUACACAUACACUUGGACGUAUACAUACACACACAGAGACAUGAACAUUAUAAUAUAUAUAUAUAUAUAAUAUAUAUAUACAUAAUACAAUACAAAAACUGAUGUGCAGCGUAUGUGACAAUGAGUGUCAGAUGGUUUGGCUGCUUGCUCCUCCUCCUCUUCCUACUUCUCAUCCUCCUCCUCCUCCUCCGACAUCAUCAUCAUCGUCGUCGUCAUUCACACACACACAAACGUACAUAUAUAUAUAAUAUAUAUAUAUAUGUAUAUACAUACAUACACACAUACAUGUACACAAAAAUACAUAAACACGCCCACACACACACACACACAAUUCCAUAUUGUCAUUGGCAACAUUAUAUUUUCCUGGACAAAUGUGAGUGUUGGUGCCUCAGUGUCGGCAAAUAUGUUUACUACCACUACUACUACUAUAUUACUAUUAACUACUACUACCACCACUAUUUUAUCAUCACCAACACGACCAUCACUGCUACUACUACUACUACUACUAUUAUUAUUACUAUUUUUCCUAUUGGUCACUUUGUAUAAAAGCUGCCACUACAGUCUCUCUCUCUUUUUCUGUUGAUUUGAAGAGAAAGAAAAAGAAAAGGAAAAAAAAAAAUGAAAUUCGAUAUAAAGAUAAUUCUUGCAGUAAUAAUUUCCAAAGAGAAAAAUAAGUAUUUAAAAAAAAAAAAUUAGAAACAUAAAUACAAAAAGAAAAACAACUGCAAUAAUAAUGACAACAGCAAACAACAAUAAUAAUAA